AUGUCUGAGAGCUCUCAGGUCUCCCCUCGCCCCUCCGCUGUCCCUGCCUCCCCUCUUGCCCUUCUCUGGUCGUACGAAUUUCGCCGCCAGAAUGGCAUACUCACCUCCCAUCUGCUGGAUGUCAAGGUACAGCUGAAUGAGCGGGGGCAGCUCACUGAGUUUCUCUCCAAAUCCUUAAAUGACCUUAUUGUCAUCAUUGCUUCCAUGGUGACUGUUCUCGCCGGUUACUCUGACGGCGGCGAGCACCGCAUCCGCCUGCUGCACCGUCUCCUCGGCCAGGCCAUGGCACCUCUGUACCGGUAUGCCGCCAACUGCGACCUGGGCAAUCAAGCUCUCAUCGACUGCAUCGCCCAGCUUGAGGCCCUGUACGAGCUGCCUGCCAUUUUCUUUGACGGUGACGAGGGUGAUGCCGCAACCUCACUUUCCUCGGCUCUCAGCGCCGCAUCAGAUGGCAUUCCUCAGUCACCUCGAUCUGCGCACGGUGAGCGCGCAAAGUCCACCACCGAAAGUGACCAGCACGAUGACCAGCACGAUGACCAGCACGAUGACCAGCACGAUGACCAGCACGAUGACCAGCACGAUGACCAGGCCUCGCCCAAUGAGGCCCGUGAGGCCCUCGCGGUGAAGCUCGAUGCGGUCAUGCAUCAGGAAGGCCGUCCUCUCGAGGACUAUUUCGACGCGGCCUGCGACUUCCGUCGUGACCAGAUUCGCCUGGGUCAAGCCAAUGACCCUGUCUUCCUUGAGGCGUUCCUGGCCGGUUGCGAUAACAAUCUCUACCGUCGUCGCCUCACCCACGCCCUGCGCAAGUACGGCUGGUACUGGACCUGGCUCACUCACGAGGUGCAGUACAUUAUCCUCGAGCAAGAGUACAUGGACAAGCAGAGCUACGCUCUGGAGCAUGUUAAUCCUGACGGCUCAUUCAUGUGGCCAGACGGGACCUCCAAGCUUCGCAUCGUCUUCUUGCCUCCCAUCACCGAGGAGGACCUGACAGACUCGGACCUGGAAUCUGACGAGAAGUGA
This is a messenger RNA of Penicillium subrubescens, 1020 nucleotides long. RefSeq lists its product as uncharacterized. The transcript has a single exon. The record is from RefSeq and is a predicted model, not a curated record. Bases 1 to 1020 code for a protein of 339 amino acids. Lineage: Eukaryota; Fungi; Ascomycota; Eurotiomycetes; Eurotiales; Aspergillaceae.